CAGUCAAAAAAGUCAAAGAAUUUAUAAGAAAAGAAAAAAAGAAAAGAAAAAAGAGAUGAGAGAAAGAAGAAUUUGGGGGCGUGAGUGAGGGGUAAUCCAGUCUAAAAUAAUCUCUCCUCCUCGAAAUUUCUUCCCCAUCAACAAAAUCUCUUUAUUUUGAUUCUUUUUUUUGGUACGAAAUUUACGUACUGAUAUUACUGUAUUUAUUUAUUGGGAUGAUGAUGAUGAUAAUUAAAGAGAAAUUAAUUUAAGUUUCUAGGGUUUGUAAUUACAGUUUUGUAAUUCAGUUACGUGUUUGAUUUUGCUUCUUCUUCUUCUUCUUCUUCUUCUUCUUCUUCUUUUCCUUGAUCUGAUCCUAUCCUGAUUAGAUCAGUAGGAUUUGGUGUGUUUGUUUCUUCUUGUUCUUGGUGUCCCAAUUCUGUGUGUUAUUGGAACUUCACUGCUGUGGUGGUGGUGGUGGUGGUGAUUGUAUGUAAAGAAGAGGAGGAAUUUUUGGUUCUUUGAAGAUGGAUUUAGCAUCCACUUGCAAGGACAAGUUAACAUAUUUUAGGAUUAAAGAGCUUAAAGAUGUGCUGACUAAGUUAGGUGUUGCAAAGCAAGGGAAAAAACAGGACCUUAUUGACAGAAUUUUAGGUUUGAUUGCCGAUGAACAAGUAUCAAAGACGCAUGGUUGGCCAAAGAAACAUUCUAUCGGGAAAGAAGGGAUUAUAAAAAUUAUUGAUGAUACUUACAGAAAAAUGCAGAUUCCUGGGGCCACUGAUUUAGCUUCAAAGGGACAUAGCGAUGUGGAUAUCAACAAUACAAAACUAAAGGAGGAAGGUGAGGAUUCAUUUCAAUUGAACAUGAAGGUUCAGUGCGUGUGUGGAAGUUCCUUGCCCAAUGAGUCAAUGAUCCAGUGUGAGCAUCCAGGAUGUCGUGUGUGGCAACACAUUGGUUGUGUCAUCAUCCCGGAGAAACCAACAGAGGGUGUUCCACCAACUCCACCUCAGUUCUAUUGUCAAAUUUGCCGAAUCAAUCGUGCUGAUCCCUUUUGGGUGACUGUGGCACAGCCAUUACUUCCUGUGAAAUUGACUGUCACUAAUCUUCCAGCAGAUGGAACAAAUCCAGUGCAGACUGUGGAGAAAACAUUUCAGCUAACAAGGGUAGAUAGAGAGUUAGUACAGAAAGGAGAAUAUGAUGUACAGGCUUGGUGUAUGCUUCUCAAUGACAAGGUUACAUUUAGGAUGCAAUGGCCACAAUAUUCAGAUCUCCAGGUUAAUGGUAUGGCAGUUAGGACUAUUAAUAGGCCUGGUCCUCAGCUGUUAGGAGCCAAUGGUCGUGAUGAUGGCCCAGCUAUAACAACUUGCACCAGGGAGGGGAUGAAUAAGAUAUUUCUUUCAGGCUGUGAUGCCCGUGUUUUCUGUUUGGGUGUUAGAAUUGCAAGGAGGCGUACAGUUCAACAAGUUCUAAGAAUGAUUCCUAAGGAAUCAGAAGGCGAGCCUUUUGAUGAUGCACUUGCUCGUGUUUGCCGUUGCAUUGGGGGUGGAAAUGCUGCAGAAAAUGCUGAUAGUGAUAGUGAUUUGGAAGUUGUUGCGGAUUCAGUUACCGUCAAUCUUCGUUGUCCCAUGAGUGGUUCUAGAAUGAAGGUUGCUGGAAGGUUUAAACCUUGUGCUCACAUGGGUUGUUUUGAUCUUCAUGUUUUUGUUGAACUUAACCAGCGGUCUAGGAAGUGGCAGUGCCCCAUUUGCCUUAAAAACUACUCCUUGGAGCAUGUCAUCAUUGACCCGUAUUUCAACCGUAUCGCUACUCUGAUGCGCGAUUGUGGAGAAGAUGUUACUGAGAUUGAUGUAAAUCCUGAUGGUUCGUGGCGUGCAAAGAACGAACAUGAACGGAAGGAUCUUGCUCAAUGGCACUCUCCUAGUGGUUCUCUCCGUGGUCCUGUAGAUGAAGCAGGAAAAUCUGAGCUGGAAAACUCAAAGAUCAAGCAAGAAGUACAUUCUGAAGGACAUAAUGGGUUGAGAAUUGGAAUCAAGAAGAACCCGACUGGGAAAUGGGAACUCAAUAGACCAGAAGGGCAGACUGUAUCUUCCGAAAACCGGUUACUAGUGAAACUGGAAAACCCAAAGGUAAUACCUGGGACUAACAGUGCUACUGGAAGUUGUAGGGAUGGUGAAGAUCCAAGUGUUAAUCAGGAUGGAGGGGGGCAAUUUGAUUUCUCUACUAACAAUGGCAACGACCUCGAUGCUAUUUCUCUCAAUUUCGACCCGACUUGUACAGUUGGGAACAGAAUGCCAUUUGAACCAUUAGGUGGUGUCAUUGUUCUCAGUGAUUCAGAGGAUGAAAAUGAGAAUGUGACUGGAACUGCGUAUGAAUCUCAUUCGGCAAACACCACUGGGAUACCUUAUUCUGCCCCACCUCUUGCAAUGCCCGAUUCAUAUCCAAAUGAUGCUGAACUAGGUACAAGUGGCGGUUGUCUAGGUCUUUUCAACAGUAAUUGUGAUGAUUUUGAGAUUCCCCUCUGGCAGUUGCCGUCUGGUACUCAAGCAGGUCCUGGAUUCCAACUUUUUGGAACAGAAACAAAUGUUUCAGAUUCUUUUGUCGAUGUGCAGCAGACCUCAGUUCCCAAUAUGAAUGGAUUUGCUCUGGGUUCUGACAUGGCCAUGGGAUCUGAAACACAAGCCCUAGAUUCGAAUUAUGAGUUAAAUGGUGGGCUGGUCGACAACCCCUUGGCAUUUGGUAGGGAUGACCCGUCAUUGCAAAUAUUCCUUCCCUCCCAUCCAGCAGACACGUCUGUACGGACAGAUUAUAGAGACCAACCUGAAACACCGAAUGGCACACUUAAUGAUGACUGGAUUUCUCUUCGGCUUGGGGGUGGAGGCGGUGGCAGUGGGAGCGCCGGCAGCAUUGGUCGUAAUGAAUCAAGAACUACAAAUGGUUUGAGUUCAAGACAUCAGGUUGCAUCCAAGGAGGGUGGAAUUGAAAAUUUAGCCAGUACAGCAUCUUUGAAACUAAGCAUGAACAACGACAGAACUGACAAGACUGGUACAAAGAGACAAUUAUCUGAUAGUCUGUUUUCACAUCCUCGCCAACCAAGGUCUGCUAGGCCACGGAUUCUUUCCAUGGAUUCCCCUUCUGAAUAGAGAAAUAAUUGUCUGCAAGUAGGUGAAAACCAGUGAUCCAAUAUGAGUUGGGCUCCAUUACAGGCUAUAAUAAGCUAUAAGUGUAUUGCCGCAUCAUAUGGAUUUAAUGAUUUCUUGUGAUAAACAAGUUCAAUCCUUGGUAUCAUAUUCCACAGUGUUGGAUUUAUUAAGGACAAAGUGAGAGUUUCGGAUGAUCUCAUCGUAAAACAGAGUUCGGCGAUACACUUUGUAAGUUGAGACUUGAGAUGGGGGACAAAGGAAAUUGGAAGUGGAAGUUCAGGGAGCUAUGCUUGGUCACGGUGCAAGGGUUAAGAAUCAUCUGCCAUUCCUGGCGCUGCCGUCCUUCGCUGUUAAUCAAAUCUCCUGCAAACUUGCUGAGAGCAAGGUUUAUAAGAUUGGCAUGUAAGGAAGCUGAGGGGCCGACUAUUCUAGCUGAUGAUGCCUUCAUCAAUUUCAAAAUUUCGUCAAUGCAGCUUCUUAUUCUAAAUUGUUGUGAAGCACAUUGUUGUGGUUAGUAGAUCAGGGUGAUGAAUUGGUAGUAAGUGCGGAUGACACACUUUGGGCCUGGGUGGUGGUAUUUUUAUGAGGAAUUUGAAGAGUUCUGAAUAAAAUGGACUGAGACUGUAUCAAACUGUUGAUUUUAGCAGAUUUGGUGCGAGGUGGAAGAAGCAAUGGCAGGAAAAAGGGGGAGGAAGCAAAUUAUUUUUGUUUGGGAGAGUGGGUGCGCUUUAGGUUGUCUGCAAGAGGAGAUUCUAGAGGAGGGUCUUCAGUAAAGUCAUUGAUUUUUUUUUUGUGUAACAUUAUGGGUUUUCAUGUCUCGUCCUGACAACCAUAGGAAUAGUUUGUAAAUUCUUUUUUCUUCUUUUCGUCACCCCAUUUUUCUCCUUACAACCGAGUGCUAAAUAUACUAACAACAGCCAACAGCGAAGGUAAAAAAAGUUCACAUGGAAAUCUGACAUUCUUGAGUGACUCUAAGAGUCGGAUAUUGUUAAUAAAACUAAAUUCUUAUGA
Messenger RNA from Papaver somniferum (opium poppy), 4130 nucleotides. RefSeq names its product E3 SUMO-protein ligase SIZ1-like. The record is from RefSeq and is a predicted model, not a curated record. Gene Ontology annotation, biological process: protein sumoylation. The coding region runs from base 507 to 3119 and encodes 870 amino acids. NCBI's taxonomy places the organism in Eukaryota, Viridiplantae, Streptophyta, Magnoliopsida, Ranunculales, Papaveraceae. Gene Ontology annotation, molecular function: SUMO ligase activity; zinc ion binding. The transcript has 16 exons.